Messenger RNA from Microthlaspi erraticum, 1062 nucleotides. The record is from the annotation of a GenBank genome assembly. Lineage: Eukaryota; Viridiplantae; Streptophyta; Magnoliopsida; Brassicales; Brassicaceae.
AUGUGGAUUCCUGUUACUGUCCGAGUAGAAGAUCAUGUUAUUGUUCCGGAUCUUGACUAUGGCAACAUUGAAAAUCCUGAUCAGUUCUUAGAAGACUAUACUUCAAGCGUCGCUAAUACACCAAUGGACAUGUCCAAACCUCUUUGGGAAUUUCAUUUGCUUAACAUAAAGAGAUCAAAUGCAGAAUCUGUAGUUCUAGCUAGAAUCCAUCACUCAAUUGGUGAUGGAAUGUCUCUUAUGUCCCUUUUAGUUGCUUGUUCACGAAAAACAUCGGACCCUGAUGCGCUAGUUUCUGCUACUACUACGGCUUCAACAAAACCUGUUGACUACAUGGCUUUGACUUGGUGGUUAAUUGCUGGAUUUUGGUUUAUGAUAAGAGUCACCUUUACCACUCUUAUUGAAUUUUCCAAGUUAAUGCUUACAAUAUGUUUCGUGCGGGAUACCAAAACUCCUCUUAUGGGUAACCCCGAAGAUGGAAUCAAAUCUUGGAAGGUUAUCCAUCGGGUAAUAAGUUUUGAUGAUGUCAAGUUAGUGAAGAACGCAAUGAACGUGAAGGUCAAUGAUGUUCUUCUUGGAAUGACACAAGCAGAUGGACAUACAAAGGCCCAGAAGAAACAAAUCUUAGACAAAAUUCGUGUUCGUGGAGCUGUAGCUAUAAACCUAAGACCAGCAACGAAUAUAGAGGAGUUGGCUGAUAUGAUGGCGAAGGGUUCAAAGUGUAGAUGGGGAAAUUUCAUAGGAACUAUUAUAUUUCCUAUAUGGAUCAAAUCAGAGAAUGAUCCGUUGGAGUAUGUUCGACGAGCCAAAGCCACUAUGGAUAGGAAGAAAAUCUCUUUGGAGGCAUUCAUUUUCUAUGGAAUCAUUAAAUUCACCUUGAAAUUUUUUGGGGGCAAGGCGCUCAAUCUCCAUUUUAUAAGCUACGUAAACAAGAUUAUCAUCAAUCUAGCUGUGGAUACAACAACAAUUCCAGAUCCUCAUCAACUAUGUGACGAUAUGGUUGAAUCGCUCAAGAUGAUCAAAUAUGCUGCAAUGGAGAGAAAAUCACGUAAGAUGGAAGUAUGA